GCUAUGCAAAAUACGGAAUCACCAAAGGAUGCCGGGGAGGGGGAACAGAAGGGGAAUCCCUCACCUUCCCGGGGCGCGUUGCUCACUUAUCUCCGCCUGGGGGAGUCUCCCAGCCUAGGUACCCCUCGUCUCCCUCCUUAAAGCCCCCACCUGAGGCAGCAGAGGUGGGCUGCGCGGCGGCGAUCUCUCCCGCAGCCUCGGCCCUCCCCCGCCCCCCGGCUUGGUUUUUCCCGGUCGUGGAGGUUGGGCCAGGGGCUGGGGUGAGAGGAGAGUCGGCGCCCGCAGCAGGAGCCGGGAAGGCGCGUGGACUGGGGUGGCCCUCGGAGUUGGCUUUGGAAGCGCGGGGCGCGGAGGUCGCCCAUCCGAUCCUUCCCUGAGAGAGGCGCCAACAAAGGAGUUGAGGAGGUGCCACCCACCCCAGCGGCGGCUGGAGGAGGAGCGCCAAGGCCCGUGUCCCGACCCGCCGUGCGUACUCACUGGAGGGAAGGGCGGGGUACCGCUCCGGGAGGGAGACGCCCGGUGGCCCGGGGUUAGCCAAGUUCCAGCUUUGGCGUCCCUUCCUUGGCUCCCACGCGAGGAAAGUUUGCCGUCGACGCUUGCGGCCGUCUCGCGCCCGCCGGGCCCAGGCGGUCGAGUCUUCGGAGCGGGCACCGUCCCAGCUCCGGGGAACCGCGAGCCGCGAUGCCUGGGGCGGGCUCCCGGGGCCCCUCUGCCGGGGACGGACGGCUGCGGUUGGCAAGGCUGGCGCUAGUGCUGCUGGGUUGGGUCUCCGCGUCGGCCCCCAGCUCUUCGCUACCCUCGUCUUCCACCUCCCCGGCUGCCUUCCUGGCUUCGGGGUCUGCGCAGCCUCCGCCGGCCGAGCGAUGCCCCGCUGCGUGCGAGUGCUCCGAGGCGGCGCGCACGGUUAAGUGCGUGAACCGCAACCUGCUGGAGGUGCCUGCGGACCUGCCACCUUACGUGCGCAACCUUUUCCUCACUGGCAACCAGAUGACCGUGCUCCCGGCUGGCGCCUUCGCCCGCCAGCCGCCGCUCGCCGACCUGGCAGUGCUCAACCUCAGCGGCAACCACCUGAAGGAGGUGGGUGCAGGUGCCUUCGAGCAUCUGCCCGGCCUUCGCCGGCUUGACCUCAGCCACAAUCCUCUCACCAACCUCAGCGCCUUCACCUUCGCGGGCAGCAACGUCAGCGUCUCGACCCCCAGCCCCCUGUUGGAGCUGAUCUUGAAUCACAUCGUGCCCCCUGAGGAUCAGCGGCAGAAUGGGAGCUUCGAGGGCAUGGUGGCCUUCGAGGGCAUGGUGGCAGCUGCCCUGCGCUCAGGCCUUGCACUCCGAGGGCUGCAUCACCUAGAGCUGGCCAGCAAUCACUUUCUUUACCUGCCUCGGGACUUAUUGGACCAACUGCCAAGUCUCAAGCACCUGGACCUCAGGAACAACUCCCUGGUGAGCCUGACCUAUGCAUCUUUCCGCAACCUGACACACCUCGAAAGCCUCCACUUGGAGGACAAUGCCCUCAAGGUCCUUCACAACUCCACCUUGGCUGAGUGGCAAGGCCUGGCUCAUGUCAGGGUGUUCCUGGACAACAAUCCCUGGGUUUGUGACUGCUACAUGGCUGACAUGGUGUCUUGGCUUAAAGAGACAGAGGUGGUGCCGGAUAAAGCCAGGCUCACCUGCGCAUUCCCAGAAAAAAUGAGGAACCGUGGCCUCUUGGACCUCACCAGCUCUGACCUGGACUGUGACGCUACCCUUCCCCAAUCCCUGCAGACUUCCUAUGUCUUCUUAGGUAUUGUUUUAGCUCUGAUAGGCGCUAUUUUCCUCCUCGUUUUGUAUUUGAACCGGAAAGGCAUAAAGAAGUGGAUGCAUAACAUCAGAGAUGCCUGCAGGGAUCACAUGGAAGGGUAUCAUUACAGAUACGAAAUCAAUGCGGACCCCAGAUUAACAAAUCUCAGUUCCAACUCGGAUGUCUGAGAACUAGGACUGGCCAAGGAGGACUCUGCAUGAGGUGUAUGUAGACUUAAGGUCCCUCCCCCCCCUUUACUAUGCUUGCUCCACUUCCACCCUCCACCGUAGACACCAUUGAUUUUGAUCCUCGUUAUGUAAAAUUCUUGGUGUGUUCUGUUAAUGUAAGGACAUGAACAACUGUGCAUAUAAUGUUUAUUUACCCCUUUCCUUUUGGUACUCCUCGAUGCCUGCAGAGGGACUUUUUUUUUUCCUCUCAAGUUGCAGCAUGGACAUGGACUCUUAGUUGAGCUCAAGGCGUAGCACAGAUAACAUUCAACGGGAGCUGCCUCAAUUUCUUUUUUCUUUUUUGAGAAAAGUACUUUAUUCAUAAAUAUGAGUUUUAUUGUCACCUACCUAAAUUAUGGAGGAAAUAUUGCAUCCCCAAAUUGCCUGCAGACCUUAGCAAGCUCUUACCUAGAACUUGGUAGUGCACAGGAGCACCUGCAUCCGAGAGCAUGCGUACAUUUUACUGUUCUGCAUAUUAAAAAAAUUGCAACGUCAGAUAACUUCUUUGACAGACUAAAUUACUUUUUUGAUUGCAGUUUACAUGAAACUGACCCGAGGUUUUUCUUUUUCUUUUUUUAUAAACUGCAUUGAGACCCAACAGACUGGAUUGUUAUAUAAAAAAAGAAAAAUCAAUAAAAGAGUCUCAAAAGAA
Molecule: messenger RNA, 2653 nt
Organism: Rattus norvegicus (Norway rat)
Lineage: Eukaryota; Metazoa; Chordata; Mammalia; Rodentia; Muridae
Source: RefSeq, a predicted model, not a curated record